Molecule: messenger RNA, 7069 nt
Organism: Tribolium madens (black flour beetle)
Lineage: Eukaryota; Metazoa; Arthropoda; Insecta; Coleoptera; Tenebrionidae
Exons: 5
Coding region: 77-6910 (2277 amino acids)
Source: RefSeq, a predicted model, not a curated record
UUUUGAGCCGGUCUCAAACGUACAAAAAAAUUGUUACUUAGUGUUUUCAGUAAAGUGUUUUAUCAAUUUCAUCAAAAUGGUUUUCAAUGUAAUGAUCCAACUAUGCAAAAUCACAAGGGCUAGUAAACUGUUUCAAAGAAAUUUCUUUUUACCACUCCUGAAACCGCUUUCACCGAAAGAUGCUCUUCGAAGAAAAAUUCUCACCGGCCAAAAUGUCCUUGGUUCUAGGAUUGAGCAUUACAUUCCAGUUUUGGAAGAAUAUUUGAUGAGGUUACAACGACGCAAAUAUGCAGUCAAAGGUGCCGGAAAAAAGCGACUGCGGAAGAAGGCAAAUACGAGAUAUUUAAUGCCACUUUUUGACGAAAAUAUGGAGAAUCAUGACAGGCUUCUACAUCUAUUAUCUAGGAAAUCGAAAGGGAAAGGUCAAUGUUACACUUAUUAUGUUCCUGAUAAGGACUGCACUUUGGUGUUUUCCUACCAGUUGGAAAGAGCUAUCAGAGAUAAGGAAAUUAUUGACGUUGUGAUAGCACAAAGAAGCGAAAAAAUUGUUGUUAAAUUGAAAGACGGGACUAAAGUUACUUUACCGUUGUUGACUUAUGAUGGUCGAGCUCCAUUUUACCGAGGUGAGGGUUGGACUAAGAAAGACAUGGAGGAGCAUCACCAUCAUGGGAAAGAAACCAUGUCCAUUGCUCGACUCUUCGAAGCUAAAGAACAGGGUUUGGAUGAAUGGGAAUUAGAGAUGAUGCGAAUAGCGAAUAAGAGAAAGAAGAAGACAAAAGGUGAAGGAACGGCUGAUUGGAAACAGAUGAUGACUGCUACUGUCGCUAAUAUGGAUUGGGAUAACUUUGAGGAAGAAACAAAGCAAAUUGUGGAAGAAAUCAACGAACCUGUAGAUGACGAACCGAUUCCUAUGCAAGUGGACAAUAUGGAAAAAACCAAAUUUGUGAACGAAAAACUUAAGGAAGCCGGUGAUGAAGUAUUGUCGUUGUUACCAACAAUGCCCGAAAUUCCAGAGUGUGUAAAAGUAAUGCGAGAGGGUUCAUUGUCAGAAAUCGCCAAUAUUUCCGGAAUGUCUUUAAAUUUGCCCUCUUCCGGUAAAGACCGUUUCGUUCCGGGUCAAAUUGUGUCAUCCGAGGAUGGUGAAUUAUUUGUUCCUGGUCAAACCGUCGAAAUGGAAGAUGGCAGCUCGGAAUACACGCCCGGCUUCACUGUAAUUAUGGACAACGAGCCCACCCUCCUUCCCGGUUUGGUAAUGGGCGACGAUCCAAGCAAGCUUAUGUUCUUGCCAGGAGAGUCCACCAUAACUGAAUCCGGCGAGCUGCAGUUCGCCGAAACCGAAGACGAUAUCAGGAAGGACUCGCUUGCUUUGUUGCCUGAAGUCGAGGAGGUGGAAGAGGUCGAGUUAGAGGAGGAGCAAAACAGUGAGGAGGAGAAGGAGGAGGAACGCCCGAAGCCGCCCCCUAAACGCGAAAAGAAAGAGCUCAUUUACGAACGGCCCAAACGUGUGUACGCUACUGAAAGUAUGGGUCCUAAACGUCGCGAACGGUCGAAAAAAGCUGCGCCGAAGGAAGAGCCAAAGCCGGAACCGACGCCGGCGGUAGUACGAGUGCCUGGUGAACCGAUGUUGUACGAUAUGACGGUACCGACUUUUGAGAAAGAUCUGUUGGAACAAGAAAAAGAACGCGUGGAGAAUUUCAACAACAAAAAAGCGAAGGAAGAGGUGGAUAUCGAUAAGAAGCGAAGGGAGAUCAGGAUCAAACUCAAACAGUUUGUAGAUAGUAAACCACCUCCACCAGUAUACGAGCCCUUGGAGCCGGUAAAGAAGAGCGAGAAGCUUAAAGAACUGGAGAAGAACAUUAAGAAAGGAAAGUUUUUUGAUGUAGACUAUAAGAAAUACUUGAACAAAGAGUACCCUCAGCCCUUCAUGUGGAAUAAAAUGCACGAGUACAGACACACGUUCGAUUCGGUGGGGAUAAUGCGUCACCGAGUUUGGAAGUCGGUCAUUUACAAACUUUUUCAAAGAAAUUAUUACCUUCCUCUCUUGAAGCCACUCUCGCCCAAAGAUGCCCUUCGAAGGAAAAUCAUCACUGGACAGAACAUUCUAGGUGCAAGAAUAGAACAUUACAUCCCUGUCCUCACCACCCAUGAAGAAAAAAGUUCAGAACGGAAAAAGAGAGGUAAAGGAACACCCGUCAUUAAGAAAAGAAUCCGAAAGCAUGAAAGUAUGCGAUAUGUCGAACCUUUUCUGGAUGAGAAUAUGGAAAACCACAUGCUUCUACAGAGUAUCCUCAAUCGAAAACCAAAAGGCAAAGGUCAACACUACACUUACGAAAUCUUAGAUAAGGGUUGUACCCUUGUUAUCCCCUGCCAGAUGGAAAAAGCCGUCAAAGAUAAAGAAAUAAUUGACAUCACCAUGGCUCAAAGAAGCGAAAAAAUCUUGGUGAAACUGAGUAACGGCCUCAAAGUAACGGUUCCCGUCGCCAGCUACAACGGCAAUGCCCCAUUAUACCGAGGCAGUGGUUGGACAAAAGAAACAAUAGAAGAAGAACAUCACCAUGGCAAAGAAACAAUGUCCAUUGCAAAACUUUUCGAAGCCAAAGAGUCAGGCGUUGAAGAAUGGGAACUGGAAAUGAUGAGACUUGCAAACAAACGAAAGAAGAAAGUGAAAGGUGAAGAUGCCGUCGACUGGAAACAAAUGAUGUCAGGUUGUCUUGAAAACAUGGAUUGGGACAAAUUUGAAGAAGACACAAAACAAAUCGUUGAGGAAUCCAGUGAAAUCGUCGAAGAAGAAGAUAUUCCGAUGGCAGUUGAUGAUAUGGAAAAAACCAAAAACGUGGGAGACAAACUCAAACAGGGUGGAGACGAGAUCUUAUCUCAGUUACCGACAAUGAAAGAAAUCCCAGAAGUUAUCAAGAUCCUAGAAAGCGGCGAGAUGUGUGAAUUGCAGAAUGUUUCAGGCGUCAAGGUUAAAAUGAACGACGGGCGCACGUGUUUUAUUACAGGUCAAAUGGUGAAAAGUGAUGAAAAUGAGGUUUUUGUACCAGGCCAAACGGUAGAAACCGAAGGAGGAAACUGCGAGUACACUCCAGGUAUCACUAUUUACAUGGACAACGAGCCUACUUUGAUUCCUGGUUUGGUAUUUGGUGAGGAGGAACAGCCCGCCAUGUUUUUACCUGGCGAGUCUACAAUUACCGAAAAAGGUCAGUUGAAGUUUGAGGUGACAGAGGACGACCUUCCGCCUAUAGAGCACAAAAGAUUUUCGGAUUCCUCGCCAUCUCCACCACCUGAAACGAAGCCAAAACCCAAACCAAAAAAAGAUGAGGAGAUCGUCAUACGUCGGCGCGUUAUCGACGAACCUGAAGAACCAGUUCGUAAAGAACGAGUAAGGAAGAAACCACCAGUCGUAGAAAUGAAACCUAAAGAGGAACCUCGACGUGAAAUGCAAUUCCGACCGCAACGUCAGCCCUUGGAUGAUCCCUUGAUACUUCUUGAAGAGCAACGGUUAAAGAGAGAAGAGGAGGAAAAGAAAAGACAGAAAGAACGCAUGGAAGAGAAAAUACUGAAGGAGGAAAGCAAAGUCGAUUCGAUUCGGAUGAGCAUUCGAAAGAAAUUUAAAGAACUGAAGUUUGAACCGCCUCCACCUUACGUUCCGAUAGAACCGGUGAAGAAAAGUCAGAAGUUGGUCGAAUUGGAACGCAGUAUAAGAAAGGGGACUUUCUUCGAAGACGAUAAAACUAAGGAGAUUUUAGAGAAGGCGCGAAGUCAGACGAGGAUGCUCAAAUACCAGCAUGCUCUCAACGCUUACACGAUUCACAAUAAAAUUUUAAAAAUGGUGAAUUACGUGUUGUCAUUUUGUAAGAUAACCGCCGCAAGUCGGAUUUUCUCGCGCAAUUUUUAUUUGCCCUUGCUCAAGCCUUUGACACCUAAAGAAGCUCUUCGAACGUUCCGAAUCACAGGUAAAUGGCUACUAGGUGCCAAAAUCCAGCACUACAUACCAGUCUUACUCAAUCACAAAAAGAAACGGUCCAGAAAGGUCAAAAAUUUUGGUAAAAAACCUCACAAAGAAAUGGAGGAUUACACUUAUAUGACUCCAGUCCUCGAUUCGGAUAACGAAAGCCACAAGCUUUUGCUUACAAUUUUAGACAGCAAAAAAGGAAAAGGCAAUUUUGUGUAUACGGUAGAUGAUAAGAAAUAUAACAUUGUUUUGCAAGCUCAAUUAGAAAAAGCAAUUCUAGAUGGUGACGUGAUUGACGUUCUAGUCUCACAACGUAAUGACAAAAUUAUAGUUAAGCUUAAAAGUAUGAAGAAAAUUCCGAUGGAAAUUGAGUAUUACGACGGGGAAGACAAACUGUAUUGUGGUGAAGGAGCGACAUGUCCAGAGGACGAAAAGUUUCACCACCACGGGAAAUACACGAUGAGUUUGGCGAAAAUUUUUGAAGACAAGGAGUUGCAGGAGGAGAAAUGGGAGGAAGAAUUGAGACGUAUCAUGCGUCGCCGAAAGAGGCAAGCAAAGGAAGGUUCAAAAGAAUGGAAGGAAAUGAUGAAAGAAAGUAUUAAAAAUCUCGACUGGAACAAAUUUGAAGAAGAGGCUAAGAAAAUUAUUGACGAAAUUGACGAACCAGCUGUUGAACAAAACAUCGAUAUGGAAAUCGACGAUUUGGAAUCGACGAAAAACGUUAACGAAACGAUACUGAAAAAGGGUCCCGAAAUGUUGGACCAGCUGCCAACAAUGAAGGAGAUUCCCGACAUUAUUAGAAACAUGGGUAGAGCCACUUUUGACGAAAUCGAAAUUGAAGAAGGUGACGAGGAAAAUGGGAAAACUAAACGGCGUGUAUCAGGUGUUAGAGUUACUUUACCCUCCGGAAAAGAAUGUUUCAUAAGUGGACAAAUGGUCCACACUGAAGAUGGUGAUGUUUUUGUCCCUGGCCAAACUGUCGAAAACGAAUUUGGGUUAGAAUACGCCCCUGGAAUCACCAUUAAUGUUGAUAACAAGCCGACUUUGAUCAGCGGUCUAAUUAUGGGCGAAGAAGAACACGACCCGAUGUUUCUGCCAACGCAAUCGACAAUCACAUCAGACGGUCAACUCACUUUUGCUACGACAGUCGAAGAGAGACCUAAACCGCAACCCGAGAAGCAAAAACUUAAGAAAAAACAAUUGGAAGAGACAAUAAUUGAAGAAACUGCCGAAAUGAUGGAAGAAGACGAAGCUGAUGACAUUUCCGAUGUUGUCGAUAGUAUUUCUUCGUCGGAAGAGAAAAGUUUGGAUGUUUCGAGCAUCGAAUUGAAUAAUUCCGAAAUCGAAGAACUUGACAUCGAAGCUCACAGAUUGAAACAAGAACAGCAACGCCUCGAAAUCGAAAAACUUAAAUCAAUUCUCAUGGACGAUGGUCUCGACGACAUCCUCGCAAGUAUCGAGGACAAGCGAGAGCAACUUCGCAAAAAACUCGAAGAACUGCGAAAAUUGAGCGUCGCAACGGAGAACAGUCUUGUAAGUUAUGUCAGUGAAAGCGACACGAUCGAACUAGCAUCAAAGAUAACCAGCGAUAAAGAAACUAUUAAUAGACUUUCGGAUAUUUUGAUGACAAUAGCGCGGAGGGCAGCGACUUUCCGCGACAAAAAUAGCGUAAAUGCGGACAAUAUUAAUCAAGCUUAUAUUUCUGUAAGUAACUUGUCCGAGGCAGACAUGAAAUUCAACAGUUCGCGCAACAAAUUAAAAGUCAUGCUUAAAACAGCAGCGGUAGCAGCCAAUGAUGUCUUUAAAACGCGCCCCAAAGAUCAAAUUCUUGCCCUGAAUGCCAUUGGGGAUAUUAUAAUCGAAGUGUUGAAGAACGACGAUCAAACUCUUGCAGAUCUUUUAGAUUUGAUGAAUACUCCGAUGGAACGAGCGGAAAUAUGCAAUGCGGUCUACAAACAGCUGACCCAGAACAUAACCGAUACCAAAAUAACUUUCUUGAACGACAUCAUCACUAACUUGUCGGCAUACGACGUCAUAGACCGCGUCGAGAAGGUUCUCAAGAAACAGUCUGAAAUUAAGUGCGAAGCUUUUGUAAAAAUUGCCAAAGUUGAUCCCGAAAUUAUAAAUUAUUUGGACAAAAAUAUUAAAAAGGGGGUGAUUAAGGUUAAGACUGAAGAAGACGCAAUUGAGUUGCUGGAGGAAUCCAUAGAGGAAGCAACAAGGACUUUAAUGAAAGAAAAUUUGUCCCAUGUAGUGGACGAGCUUGAGGAACUACAAGAAGAGGCAGUCAGUUUUGCUAGAGCCCUCGGAAUGGGGAAAGUAGAGGAGAUUCUUUCUGAAAUGACCGAUUUGGAUCAAAUAACUGAUAGUAGAGCUAUUGAGCUUUUAGAACGGACAAAUUUAAUCCGUCAAUUGGCCGAACGUGAUUUCUCACUGAAGAGUGCCCUAGAAAGGAUCAAGAAAAGCCCAGAACGUGGCCGUUCUGACCCUAGGAUUCGACAGUUGAUAAGGGAGAGCGCAGUUUUGAUAUCCCGAGGACCACCGUUGAAGAGUUCCCGUGAUAUUCCCUUACAAAUGCUGAAAAAUCAGAACCUUCUCGCUAUUGAGGAUCUCUUGAUCCAGAGAAUUAAAGUGGAGUUUCCGGUUUUGAUCAGUAGAGACACUUUUCAAGCAGUUAUACCAAAAGAAGCGGCUCGAGGAGUGUUGUCGGGCCGUGUUCCGUAUGUCCUUAUUAAUGAAAACGGUGUUACGAAUAUCAAUCCAACGCGAAGGUUUUCAGCGGACGUCCGAAUUGACGAUUUUAGUGUUCGUGAACGGUCCUCCGAAAAAGACGAUGACAGAAAAUACCUCCAGGCCAAGAGUAACGGCACCGACUUUUCCUGGGGCAGUCCGAGAAGCCGCCGAGCGAUGAGUUCCGGAAGCCUCUACAGAGGUUACACCGGGCCUAGGGCCUAGCAAUAUGCGGGAGGAAGAACUGGAGGUGGCCCUCAAGGUGGUGAUCGUGGGCAAUGGUGGAGUGGGCAAAUCUAGCAUGAUCCAACGAUAUUGCAAAGGCACUUUCACAAAGGACUACAAGAAAACGAUAGGAGUUGAUUUCUUGGAAAGGCAAAUCGA